GGCUGGGCGUCGCCUUGAAGAGCGCGGCGCGGGGGCUGCCUCGCCUCGCCUCACGGCCGCGCCGGGUCACCUGACUGCGCUGAGCAGCCACCGGGCGGGCAGCCGGAGCCGGAGCGGGCGCAGGGCGGCGGCGGGGCCGAAGAGGCAGCAGCGUUAACAUUAGCCGAAGAUGUCGGGUCAGACGCUGACAGAUCGCAUCGCAGCUGCUCAGUACAGCGUUACGGGAUCGGCUGUGGCCAGAGCCGUCUGCAAAGCAACCACGCAUGAAGUGAUGGGGCCCAAGAAAAAGCACCUGGACUAUUUGAUCCAAGCUACCAAUGAGACCAAUGUUAAUAUUCCCCAAAUGGCUGAUACCCUCUUUGAGAGAGCAACAAAUAGUAGCUGGGUGGUUGUGUUCAAAGCCUUAGUCACAACACACCAUUUAAUGGUCCAUGGCAAUGAGAGAUUUAUUCAGUAUUUGGCAUCUAGAAAUACACUAUUCAAUCUCAGCAACUUUUUGGAUAAAAGUGGGUCACAUGGAUAUGAUAUGUCUAGCUUUAUAAGGCGUUAUAGUAGAUACUUGAAUGAAAAAGCAUUCUCCUACAGACAAAUGGCAUUUGAUUUUGCAAGAGUGAAGAAAGGAGCUGAUGGUGUAAUGAGAACAAUGGCUCCAGAAAAGCUGCUAAAAAGUAUGCCAAUAUUGCAGGGACAAAUUGAUGCACUACUUGAAUUUGAUGUUCAUCCAAAUGAACUGACAAAUGGUGUCAUAAAUGCUGCAUUUAUGCUUCUCUUUAAAGAUCUUAUUAAGCUUUUUGCUUGCUACAACGAUGGAGUCAUUAACUUACUAGAGAAAUUCUUUGAAAUGAAAAAAGGACAAUGUAAAGAUGCUCUUGAAAUUUACAAACGAUUUCUGACUAGAAUGACGAGAGUAUCUGAAUUUCUUAAAGUUGCAGAGCAAAUUGGAAUCGACAAAGGCGAUAUUCCUGAUCUCACACAAGCUCCCAGCAGUCUCAUGGAGACUCUUGAGCAACAUCUAAACUCCUUGGAAGGAAAAAAACCUGGCAAUAGUGAAGGAUCUGGGGCUCCUUCUCCUUUAAGCAAGUCUUCUCCAGCCACAACUGUUACAUCUCCUAGUUCUACUCCAGCAAAAACUAUUGAUACAUCUCCACCAGUUGAUCUCUUUGCAACUUCUUCAACAGCAGCUCCAGUCAGCACUUCCAAACCAUCCAGUGAUCUUCUGGAUCUUCAGCCAGACUUCACAUCAACUGUGCAAGCGGCUUCAGCAGCUCCUGGAGGAGCAACUUCAUGGGGAGAUCUCUUAGGAGAGGAUAAUCUGGCUGCACUUUCCAGUGUUACUUCUGAGCCACAGAUUUCAGAUCCCUUUGCACCAGAACCUAGCCCAAGUACUGCUGCAACUACUGAUGCUGCAACUGCUUCAGCUUCUGCUACAACUACAACUAUUACUGCUGCCACUGCUGAAGUGGAUCUCUUUGGAGAUGCCUUUGCAGCUUCUCCUGGUGAAGCCCCUGCAGCACCUGAAGGGGCAGCAGCACCAGCUACCCCAACCCCUGUAGCAGCAGCUCUUGAUGCAUGUUCAGGAAAUGACCCUUUUGCCCCAUCUGAAGGUAGUGCAGAGGCUGCUCCUGAGCUGGACCUCUUUGCUAUGAAGCCAACAGAGACCAGUGUUCCUGUAGUUACCCCUACAACUAGUGCAGCCACUCCAGUUCCUGCAACUACUCCUUCUCCAGCUGCUGCUGCUACUGCUACUGCUACUGCCACUGCCACUGCCACUGCCACUACCACUACCACAUCUGCCACCACUUCUGCUCCUCCUGCUCUAGAUAUCUUUGGUGAUUUAUUUGAGUCUGUUCCUGAUGUUCCUGCACCACCUAAACCAGAUGCUACUCCUAGCAUAGACCUGUUUGGUACAGAUGCUUUUUCAUCUCCACCACAUGGAGCUUCUCCUGUGCCUGAAAGUUCUCUUACUGCUGAUCUGUUAUCUGUGGAUACAUUUGCAGCAGCAUCUCCUCUACCCACUACAUCUCCAGCAAAGGUGGAUUCUUCAGGUGUGAUUGACCUAUUUGGUGAUGCUUUUGGAAGCAGUGCUUCUGAACCCCAACCUGCAACCCAGGCUGCUUCUAGUUCUUCAGCUUCUGCAGACCUACUGGCUGGUUUUGGAGGUUCUUUCAUUGCUUCCUCUCCAUCACCAUCUCCAGUUACUCCAGCUCAAAGCAACUUAUUACAGCCCAACUUUGAUGCAGCUUUUGGAACAUCAUCUUCAACUUCAACUGCUGGCAGCUCAUUUGAUGCAUCAGUGUUCGAUGGUUUAGGUGAUCUUCUUAUGCCAACUAUGGUUCCCUCUGGUCAGUCCAUAGCAGCUACUGCUGCAGCACCUUCCCCCUCUUCAGCAGCAACCAAAGGCCUUGGAAGUGAUCUUGAUUCAUCUCUUGCAAGUUUAGUAGGCAAUCUUGGAAUUUCUGGUACAACUUCAAAAAAGGGAGACCUUCAGUGGAAUGCUGGAGAAAAGAAGUUAACAGGAGGAGCUAAUUGGCAACCAAAAGUAGCACCUGCAACGUGGUCAACUGGUGGUGUCCAAAGUGGUUCGUUGACAGGAACUGUGCCUCCAGCAAGUGCUGUUCCCCCGACAGCAGGUGCCCCCCCUGCUGCGCAGCCAGGAUCAGGAUUUGGAAUGCCUCCUGCUGGAGCAGGUGUACCCAUGAUGCCACAGCAGCCAGUUAUAUAUGGGCAGCCUAUGAUGCGGCCACCAUUUGGAGCUGCUUCUGGACCUGGUGUACAGCUCUCUCCAAGUCCUACUCCCGCCACUCAGAGUCCCAAGAAACCUCCAACAAAGGACCCGUUAGCAGAUCUUAACAUCAAGGAUUUCUUGUAAACAAUUAAAGCUGCAUUUUUUCUGACUGGAUACUAAAAAAUGUGAGUUUGGAGUCUACAAAUAAUAGUUUGAUGCUCAGAGUUUCAAAGUGAGCCACCAGUACCAAACCCAGUGCUUAUUCAGACUCUUACUUCCAAAACGUGUAGCACAGCUGUGAAAGUGAACAUUAGGAAUGUGUACUACCUUAGCUGUUACCCCCUACUCUCUCUAAAUUUGUGUACUUGGGUUAUUUGUGUUUUACGACUUAAACAAUGGAUGUAUGUUUCCGAUGCCUUCUAGUGCUUUUCUGCACCUAUUCAGUGGGGGCAGAUUAUGCAGCUGUUGUGUGGUGAGCCAUUUGGAGCGAUGUGUCUGUGUUUUUUGAAGGUUUCAAUGUAUAUAACUUUUUGACAAACACCUGAAAUUUCCCUAAGAGUUCAGUUUCUCCUGUAUCUGUUUAAAAAAAAAACAAACAAAACCCUAGCGUGAUGACACCCAAUAGUAAAAAAGCACUUAACUAUGAUAGUUUUGUGUGGAAUACAUUUUUCCAAUCACAAGCAUCUCAAUUGUUGUGAGAAGUUUUAUUUUUGUGACACUAUAUAUGUUAAGAUAUAAUUUAAAGUAAUAUAAAGGUAACAUUCCAUGACUUCUUUCAAGUUAUUUACAAAGUAUGAAAAAUCAUAUCUGAAAAUACCUUAUUUAUCAUUUGUUUUUUAUUUAAAAUGUAUUUUAACUGAGUUUUUGCAUUUAAAUUGGCCUAUUUAUCAGUUCUUGCUAAAUGCACUGAAAAUAAGUAAAGGGUCAGUUUCUCUCCAAAUAGCUUAAAAAAAAAAAAAAAAAGGCAACCAUAGUUGUUCUGGCAUUAAGAGAUUUUUUUUUUUUUAAAUACAGAAGCACUCUUUGGUAUAUCUGUAGUCAACAUUAUCACAAGUGGUGUUUUUUUCAUUUUUAUUUAUCUUGUAUGUACAUCUGUUAAUUUAGUGCUUACAUGUGUACUCCUUAGACUAGCAUUUUUCUCCAUUCCCCAACCAUGCUGUGAGUAGCUUUUGUACUAUUUGUGAUUUAGGUCUAAUACUGAUCCAGAGAACUACACCCUUUACUGUACGUAUUGUGUUUCUUUGAUUUGUUUUGUUUUGUUUUGUUUUGUUUGUUCUCAUACUGUUUUGUGCUGAUGGCUUGGCUUAAGAAUUUAACUCUAAAUGAAGUCACUGUUGAUCAGUGUUACAAGUGGCUUGGCAGCUCUCUGUAAAAGCAUAUUGGGUUGGAAAGAUGUUCACUUAAGUCUUUCAAAUUACUAUUUAAUCAAUGUAUGGUACCAUUAAAAGUGGUUGUAUCUGAAUUUACUGUGGGGAUAACAUACACCAUAAGGGGGGAGAGUUAUAUAAAGCUAAUUUCAAAAUGGCUCUUUGUAUUUUGGUUUAAAAACCCAGUGCAUGUAUGCCCUCUGAGAUGAUGCAAUAAACACCUUGAUCAAAGUAAA
This is a messenger RNA of Alligator mississippiensis (American alligator), 4328 nucleotides long. RefSeq names its product synaptosome associated protein 91 (gene SNAP91). Gene Ontology annotation, cellular component: clathrin-coated vesicle; synaptic vesicle; extrinsic component of presynaptic endocytic zone membrane. Gene Ontology annotation, biological process: synaptic vesicle budding from presynaptic endocytic zone membrane; clathrin coat assembly; clathrin-dependent endocytosis. NCBI's taxonomy places the organism in Eukaryota, Metazoa, Chordata, Crocodylia, Alligatoridae. The record is from RefSeq and is a predicted model, not a curated record. The transcript has 30 exons. Gene Ontology annotation, molecular function: 1-phosphatidylinositol binding; SNARE binding; clathrin heavy chain binding. The coding region runs from base 170 to 2869 and encodes 899 amino acids.